Molecule: messenger RNA, 1225 nt
Organism: Phalaenopsis equestris
Lineage: Eukaryota; Viridiplantae; Streptophyta; Magnoliopsida; Asparagales; Orchidaceae
Product: filament-like plant protein 3
Source: RefSeq, a predicted model, not a curated record
UAAAAUCAAAUAUCUGGGCCCCAAUGGUCGAAAAGCAGAUAAAUCGGAUGCACAGCGUGCGUGGUGCGCUGCAGCAAGGCCGACCCUGUUUUCAAUGGAGUGAUUUGAAAAUGGUCUCCGCAGGUCUUCAACCGAAUAGAAGACUGGAAUGAACGGCCCAGAGUGGAACUUUUUCUCCUACCCGCAUGCCCUUUGCUCUGAACUGACCAAGUAAUACUCCCAGGGUUUGAUGCGGACAAUGCUGACGUCUUAGGAUAUCAGAGAUGGAUCACGGAAGUGGGAUUUGGAGGAGAAACCCCUCUGAGAAGAACUUAGGUGAGUCUGAGAGCUCGGGUUCAGUCUCCUCCUAUUCUGAGAGAUACUCGGAGGAGCAGGAGGUAUUUGGCUCUUUUCCCAAUGAAAGUUCUAUAAAACAUGCUCACUCAUUAGAAAUUUCAUUGAUUAAUGAGGGUAAUGAAGGACCUGCAACUGUCAAGAGUUUAAAUGAGAAGCUUUCUGCUGCUCUUUUAGAUGUUGCAGCGAAAGAAGAUCUGAUAAAGCAGCAUGCAAAAGUUACAGAAGAAGCCAUUUCAGGCUGGGAGACCGCAGAAUCUGAACUUGCAGCUUUGAAACAGCAACUUGAAGCCUCUUCUUUGAAAAACUCUCUUCUCGAGGAUAGAAUCAACCACCUUGAGGAAGCUAUCAAAGAAUGUGUUAGGCAGCUGAGACAAUCAAGGGAGGCGCAAGAGCAGAAACUUCAGGAUGCCAUCCUUUUGAAGACAGUUGAAUGGGAAUCUAAGAAGUCGGAGCUUGAAAAACAGCUCAAGCAGCUUCAUGCACAACUUGAAACUGCAAAAACUGAGGCCUUUACCAAUACUGAUAAUUCUAUCAGCUUGAGGCUUGAAUCUCUAGAGAAAGAAAACAAAUCUUUAAUGACCGAGCUCCUUGCUCAAUCUGAACAACUACGUGUGUGCACAUUAGAGAGAGAAUUGAGCACUCAGACAGCUGAAUUAGCCAGCAAGCAGCAUUUGGAAAGCAUAAAAAAGGUGGCAAAGUUUCAAUCCGAGUGUCGUAGGUUACAAGUUGUAGCGCGCAGAAUAACAUCAGCAAGAUGCCAUAGUCGUCCAGUCUCCGACACAGUCUUUGUGCAAAAUCUUUUAGUUAGCCAAUCAGAGAACAAGAAAAUUUUGACUGGUGUGUAUAAUGAUCUGGAAAGCUUGGGUUCAUGGUCAUCAGGGCUAAUUGC